Messenger RNA from Anastrepha obliqua, 1239 nucleotides. It is a transcript of the gene Osi22, whose product is annotated as 5'-AMP-activated serine/threonine-protein kinase catalytic subunit alpha. The record is from RefSeq and is a predicted model, not a curated record. Bases 1 to 1239 code for a protein of 412 amino acids. The transcript has 2 exons. NCBI's taxonomy places the organism in Eukaryota, Metazoa, Arthropoda, Insecta, Diptera, Tephritidae.
AUGUUUGCCAAUUUUCGUAUACUACUGACGCUGUUAGUGCUUGUGAAUGUGUAUGUGCAAAAAUUGAGCGCCAACGAAACUGAAGAAUCGAUCAGGAAUACAAAUCUUACUCUUCCACUUGAAUUUGAAAAUGAAGAAGUUGAAACGAAAACCACAACUGAUGAGGCAAUAACAACAAUGCCAUGGGGGGCUGAAGUUUCAAAGGCGCGGAGCAUUGCUGACAAUAAUGAAAACGAUGUGCACAAAUUCGUACAAAAACAGUUGGCAGACAUGAGUACGGCGCAUUCUAAGGAAUCUGUAAAACCGCUAAAAAAUGUCUUUAGGGGCAUUUACAAAAGCUACAAGAGCACAUACAUGGGCAAUGGCACCUCAGCUGAGUACAAGAAAAAAUUAAUUCAACGUUUAAGUUCUUCCGCUAACACUUCCAACCCCAUGACGUCCAACAACGAGGAAGUAACCUUAGAAAACGAAAGAGCUAAGCAGCAAACUUCAUUGACUGCCAUCAUUGAACCAGCACCUAUUCCGCCACCCGCUCUCGAAAGUCAAGCACUCAAAGUGAAAUUAAAAGAAAAGCUACGUAAGCGAAAACGUAAAUAUCAUCGCUCGAACUCAAGUGCCAAGCGUGCAAAAACAAAUAAUCACUUGAACAAUUCAAAUAUAGGUGCUGAUAAGACAAAUGAGGGCAAUAACACUCACAACAACAGCAAUAACUGCGACGACAGGCACUCUGAUAUUCUACUUAGUAGCGCGCACUCCACACUCGACGAGCUAAGCGAUAAACAUUAUCGCUACACAAUUGGACCAGGUGUCAAUAUGAGUUUUGACAUGUUGAACGAUAUUGUGAAUGUCAAUUUGGAUGGCGAUAAUCUGCGUGAAAUAAUGCGCGGGCGCUGGCUAAGCGAUAAUACGGAAGAAGGUCGCGGCAAGAAGUACGAUAUGGUCACUAAAGUGUUGCCACUUUUCGUUUUGCCAUUCCUCAUACAAUCUGCCAUUGUGCCAUUUCUGGUCACUAAGCUGAAAUUGUUGUUGGUGAAAUCUAUACUUAUUGGAAAGUUGGCGAUAUUCCUACUCAUCUUAUCAGCGAUAAAGAAUAGCAAUAAAAUGGUGCAAUCAUACGAGGUAGCACCGUCGUAUUGGGCUGGUGAACCGAGUAGGCGAUCAGAAUUGGCGGCGGCCGCCUCGUCGACAGGUUAUAAUGGUUACCGGGUGGAGGGAAAACCAGCGGCUUGGAUUAAUUGA